Messenger RNA from Leopardus geoffroyi (Geoffroy's cat), 2148 nucleotides. RefSeq names its product ubiquitin conjugating enzyme E2 A (gene UBE2A). The record is from RefSeq and is a predicted model, not a curated record. Lineage: Eukaryota; Metazoa; Chordata; Mammalia; Carnivora; Felidae. The coding region runs from base 262 to 720 and encodes 152 amino acids. Gene Ontology annotation, molecular function: ubiquitin conjugating enzyme activity. Gene Ontology annotation, cellular component: HULC complex. Gene Ontology annotation, biological process: proteasome-mediated ubiquitin-dependent protein catabolic process; protein polyubiquitination; DNA repair. The transcript has 6 exons.
CCCCGCCCGGUGUUGGUACGGCCUGUCCGGCGUUCGGCGUUCCACACCCCCCCCCUCUCCUUCCAGGUUGGUUCAGCCCCCGUCUACUCUGGGGUGGUGCUUAGCCGGCGCCAGACCGACCCUCGACUUCGGAGGGGCAGUGCCGUUCCUCUGGGCGCUUCCUCGGCGGCCGCUUCGGCUCCUUCGGCCUCGUCGGCCUCUUCAGCCUCCGCCGGGACCCGAGACGUCGGUGUAUGCCCCACCCCUGACCCCGCUAAAGAUAUGUCCACCCCGGCUCGGCGGCGCCUCAUGCGGGACUUCAAGAGGUUGCAGGAGGAUCCUCCGGCUGGAGUCAGCGGGGCUCCGUCCGAGAACAACAUAAUGGUUUGGAACGCGGUCAUUUUCGGGCCCGAAGGGACCCCGUUUGAGGAUGGAACAUUCAAGCUUACAAUAGAAUUCACUGAAGAGUAUCCAAAUAAGCCACCUACGGUUAGAUUUGUCUCUAAGAUGUUCCAUCCAAAUGUCUAUGCAGAUGGUAGUAUAUGUCUGGACAUACUUCAGAACCGUUGGAGUCCAACCUAUGACGUGUCUUCCAUUUUAACAUCCAUACAGUCUCUAUUGGAUGAACCCAAUCCCAAUAGUCCAGCAAACAGCCAGGCUGCUCAGCUGUACCAGGAGAACAAGCGGGAAUAUGAAAAACGUGUCUCUGCGAUAGUAGAACAGAGCUGGCGUGAUUGUUGACCCGGGUGCAGUGAAAGAAGAGGCCGGUCAAGAGAAAAAUCUAUAUUGAUGUGUUUGUCACCUCCCUAUUCUUCAGUGUCAUUACAUUUACUUUAUUAAAAGCAAAAUAGCUGUUGUGCUGUUUCCAUCUUCCCUCGCCAAGCUUUUCCUACCCCUUCUCCCCUCUCCUUGAACAUCAGAAAACACCCUCUAGGAGAUCAAAUGUACUGUACCUGGGUUACGUGCAAAAUUGACUAAUGCUCAACUCCUUUUCUGUUGUGUCUCAUGUCCAGUUUUAGGGCAGGAUUGUGCUACCGUGCUUUACACUGAGCUUUUAAAGUGAACCGUUACACAAGUGGUGCUUGCGCACAGCUCGAUGACCAGGAUGUUAUUUUUAACAAAAUGACUGCUGAAGUGUUUCAUCCUGGCCGGCCCUUCACUCGUGUUGGAUUUAGACGUGAAUGUUUGCAAUAUGGCCUAUGGAAAACGGGGGAACAGAUCCAUGUAAACACCCAUUUUGAAAGAGCAGUGGAAGCCCAAAACGCUAGGAUGGUAAGGUCCAACCAGUACGAAUUACAAGAUGGUCUUUACCGGUAGGAAGGGAACGGUCAGUGAAAGGGCUCCGCCACAGGCGCGCAGCAGUCGCCCGUAACUGACACGUCCUCUCCUUGCGGGAUGCUCGCCGGGCUCACCCAUGCUAAGUUUCAGAAGACCGAGGUCGUCUUCUGGGUUUUUGCUUUUUGAAGAGGUGUGGGAGCAGAGGAAUGGAAACAAUCAUUAGUUUGAAGCUAGGGAACGUUGGAGAUCCUUUAAUCUUUUUAAAGGAGAAGUGCUACCCUAGAUAGACUUCUAAUCCCCCAUCAUUUUUUAGAGUUUUAAUUAGCCCAAGGAAGGGAGCCUGUCUGUGGCAAACUGUUUUUCCACUCGACUCCUGAGUUCAUGCUGCAUGCUUUUAGUUUCUUCUUCCCUUUCAGUAUUAUAAGAACCUUAACGUUCUUUCUGUGGAUAUUUAUACUUUAGAUAGACAGUACGUUUCAGCAGCAGCGUGGGACAAGGCUUGUACAUGUUUCGUCUAAUGUUCCAUCGUCACCUUUUGUGCAUUUGUCACUCUUCUAAAUCAAACUUUGCACAAGUAACCCAUGUAAAAAAAUGUACAUUUUUCAAAACUUGUAAAUAAAAAUAACCUUAAAAUUUUGUAGUCAAGGUAUAAUUAUAUUUUAGCUCACUAUGAACUUUUAGUAUUAACUUAUUGGAAUCUCACAGCUACUCACUUUCCCCCUUGAAAUAAACAUGGUGAAAGCAAAAUUACAACACUCUGCGAGAGGAACAAGAGGAGUAGAUCUUGUUGGAGAGGACCUUCUUUCUUGUCAUAAGUGUUAAUGCUCUGUUCUUUUUUUAACGUUUUAACAAGAAUGUAAAACUGUUAAAUAAAACAAAGUUCCUUCAGCA